AUGACAACUAAUAAUUCAUCAUUCGCAAAUACAAAUCGAUCAGUAGGAAAUUUAAUGGCACCGAAUGGUCAAGCAUCAAGUAAUUCAAAUGAAAAUAAUAACAAUAGUAACAAUGAAGAAGACCAAUUAAAUCGUAUUAAUUUACAAACAUUACAAAAUCGUGAUCCAUACAUAUCAAAAAUAGUUGAUCAAGCACAACGUGUUUGCGUUUAUAAAUUUGUUGCUGAAAAACGAGAAUGGGAGCGUAAAGAUCUAGAAGGAACUUUAUUUGUUUAUGAACGAUUAUGCAAACCAUAUCAUGGUUUUGCUAUAUUGAGUACAGUUUCACGGGAAACAUUUGUACAAAUAAUAAAAUCAUCUAUGGAAUUCAAACAUACACCUGCUUAUGAAGCAUUUCUUCAAUAUAAAGUUGAUGUUGGAGAUAUUUAUGGAAUAUGGUUUAUUUCAAAAACUGAUUGUCCUCGCGUAACAGAAUGUUUAAAAUGUUUAACAGAAAAAGCAAAAGAAUAUGAACAAACAAAGCCAGCUGAAAAUGUUUCUUAUUUAACAUCACAAAAAUCAAAUGAAAUAAUUUCUUUGUUAACCAAUGCUCAUGAUAAAUUUGAAGAAUCUAAACGUAAACAACAAGUAAAUAACAGUGAAUCGUUGACGCAAAUGCCGGCUGUACUUUUACGUUUAUUUUCUACUCAAGAAACAUCAACUCAAUCAACUAUUGUCAAUGGUGAACGCGGAGAAGAAUUAAAAAGAACAUUAAACAUUUCAGGAAAAUCAGCGUUAAGUGUAACUGAACUUGAAAAGCAAUUACUUCAAUCACCAUCUUCUCAAAAUCAAGAGACCACAAAACCCGUUCCCGUUAAUGAUACUCUUGAAAAAUUUGUAUCACUUUCACCAAAAAGUCAAAAUCGAACUGCAUCUCAAUCGAUCUCACCGCAUACAGUAUCCAACUUACAACCGACCACUCUUCAUUCGAAACCUUUUCAUGAACUUGAUUCUAUAUCAACCAAUGCUAAUCGUUUAAUGACACCGGCAGAUUUUAAAACUUUACGUUUGCCAAAAUCACCAGUUCAUAGUGCACCAGCUCAAGCUGAAUCAUCAUUUUCAGCAUCGUGUUAUCAAUGGCAGCAUCCACAAUCUCUGUCUACUAAUUCUUUUUCAAAAGAUAAUCUUCGAAAACUAUUAGUUCAUAUGCUUCAAAACGACGAAGAACUUGUAACCGGUUUACAUGAUGCUUAUAUCGAAAAACAAGCUAUUUUGAAUCGUAUAUAUUCAUAA
This is a messenger RNA of Rotaria socialis, 1272 nucleotides long. The record is from the annotation of a GenBank genome assembly. NCBI's taxonomy places the organism in Eukaryota, Metazoa, Rotifera, Eurotatoria, Philodinida, Philodinidae.